Molecule: messenger RNA, 2971 nt
Organism: Mercurialis annua (annual mercury)
Lineage: Eukaryota; Viridiplantae; Streptophyta; Magnoliopsida; Malpighiales; Euphorbiaceae
Exons: 11
Coding region: 345-2891 (848 amino acids)
Cellular component (GO): membrane
Molecular function (GO): serine-type endopeptidase activity
Source: RefSeq, a predicted model, not a curated record
AAGACACUCGCAAAUCUGACCGUCUUUUUCACAUUUGUAAAUCCUCGCGUCGUAUCAUCAUCGUCUUUCUCCCAAUUCCUGAGACUUCAAAUCUCUCAGGAAUUCCUUUCUCAAAAUUUCCAAAUCCCUAAUUUCAAUUUUGCCUGCUUGUAAAUCUCAAAUCGCUCCCAGUUUUGACUCUAAUUUGAUCAACACUUUCAAUUUCACCUUGGCUAUUCAAAUUCCUUGAUUCAUUAAUCAGAAAUGUUAUCUAUUUGCUUCUUCUAGGUUUUCCUAGAUCUUCAAUCUCUCUCUCACCAGAAACUAUUUACCUAAUCUUCCUCUACUUUAUCAAAAUUGUUGAUAUGGCUAUUCGGAUUACUCUCACCUACUCCGGUUAUGUCGCCCAAAACAUCGCCACCUGCGCGGGAAGUCGCGUCGGUGGAAACUUCCGAUCACUCCACGAGUGCUUUUUCCGAUCACGCAUCUUCGCCUCACCUACGACAAAUCAAAACGUCGAUUACGAACCACCUGCGCCGCGUCCCUCACGUGACUUCCGUUCCGGUGGUGGUUACUGCAGGAAUUCAUCUUCCCUGUAUUGUACAAUCGCCGGAGAAAUCUUUGGAAAGAAUUGUAUGAGCCCCAUAGCCGUUGGAUUAAUCGAAUUAAUGAAGUCAACGGCUGGGGUUUCUGUUUCUAAUUCAUCAUGUAGUGGCCUUUUUGGAAUUUCGCCAUUUAAAGCUUCCUCGAUUCUUCCCUUUUUACAUGGUUCGAGAUGGCUUCCGUGUAAUGAGCCAUCUUCUGGACCUAAGAAGAGCAGUGACGUGGAUAAGGGUGGUACUAAUGUUAGUAGCUGUGCCAGUACUCCUAAUGCUUCUGCUGCUGUUGGUGCUAGUCCUUCUGUUGGUGCUACUACUGUGACCUUGGAGAUUAAGGCCAAGGAUUUUGACAAGAGUUGGUUUUCUAAGGUUUUCAACUUUUCUUCGGAGGAUGCUAAGGCUAUUGUUACGGCUGCUACUGUUAAUUUGUUGCUCCGGUCCGCCUUGGCUGAGCCUAGAUCCAUUCCUUCUACUUCCAUGUGUCCUACUCUGGAUGUGGGUGACCGUAUUUUAGCUGAGAAGGUUACUUAUGUCUUCAGGAAGCCAGAAGUUUCUGAUAUAGUGAUAUUUAAGGCCCCUCCAAUCUUGCAGGAAGUUGGCUAUUGUUCUGGCGAUGUAUUCAUCAAAAGAAUUGUGGCAACAGCUGGAGACUUUGUUGAAGUUCGUGGGGGAAAGUUAUAUGUGAAUGGAGCUGUUCAAGAUGAGGAAUUCAUCUUAGAGCCUCUUGCAUAUGAGAUGGAACCCAUGCUUGUACCAGAAGGUUAUGUCUUUGUGAUGGGAGACAACCGAAACAACAGUUUUGACUCUCAUAACUGGGGUCCUCUGCCUAUCAAUAACAUUGUUGGUAGGUCGGUGUUUCGGUACUGGCCUCCAUCCAAAGUGUCCAACAUUGUGUAUGAUCCAAAUGCAGUAAAGAACACAGUAGCAGUAUCUAACACUUGCAAUUCGUCACCCUUUUUCAUCAUGGUCAUCCAUCAAUUUGUAGGCCGUGCAAUGGGCCUAAUGAUAAUGAAACUUGCAAUUAACUCUGAUCUGAACUAUUUUUAUGGUAAACCAGAGAAAUAUAUCGUAAAAGAAUUGAACGCCGUUGACGUUGAAUCAACGGACACAAUGAACCGUCGUGGUCGACUAUUCUUCACUCCUCUGGUUUUACUCGUAUUUCAAACUUUACCUACAUUAAUUAAUGCAGUUACUCUUCUCAACUCCAAUCAUCAUGGAACUAUCAAUCAUACCAACACUUACAGCAUCCUCGAGGACGUUUUGAAGGAGAUAUCGGACCGGCUAAAUUGGGAUAUGGAUACAAUCAGGACUUCCAGAUUGAAAGUGAGCAAGAUUAGGUUUAGUAAUGCUCAGAGAUACGAGUUUCGAGUCCGAUUUGGAAAGAUGCCUUUGCUUUUCAAAUUUCCUGAUGAAUUGCAUUCCUGGAAAAGAAUCACCAACACUAACCACGAGUUUGAAAAUUUUGUCAAUGAGAUUGGUUCCUCAACUGUAUUGGAUACUUUCAAAGUGGAAGGUCCAUUUGAUUUACGGGUCAGUGACCAGGAUGCGCUCUCUUUGUCAUUGCCGUUGAAUGUUUCACACUCCAAUUUGAAACGAGUGCUAGUUGGUAAAGGCAUCACAGUGGAAAUAAGAGCAGCUAAACAACUCUCUGUUUUCCAAACUUUUGACAGUAAUUUCGAUAUGAAUACAAGUGAUAAAAUUAAAAAAGGGAUUGGCGGUUUUUGCUCGUUUUUCCAUCAGUAUUGUAGGCCGUUACUUCCUAUACAUGUCAUUGGUUCUGCAUCGCUUAUUGCAUACAAUACUAGGAAUCCUGAUGCAUCUGUCGAAACUAUCUUAUUAUCGAAAGAAACGAUGGAGUUACUGCCCGAAAAAUGUUAUAAUUAUAUGCACAAGAACCGGGCUAUGCUCAGUCAUUCCUUAAGUUCAAAGAUUGACAGGCUAGGAAUUCUAUUGAGGACCUUUCUUGGUAACAAAGUGGGGCAAAAUCGGUUAUCAGGCUUUAUCAGAACUAAUAUAAAAGCAGCAACUGUUAUUCGAUUUCAGUUGGCAUUGGAAAAAAAAAUUGGGAACAACACAACUCUGGUUGGUGCUGUGGAAGAUUGGAGAACAAAGCCUACAGUUGAACAAGUUUGGUUUGAAGUGGUGGCAAGAGUUGAAGAUGAGAAUUUGAGACCUGUCACAGUUAAAAAGGUUAGGCCUUUUAUAGCAGUAGAUACAGUAUCAUGGAGUAAUUUAAUGUCGAAUAUUUCGUUUACGAAAUUCCCGUCGUUUCUUUUGCCUUCUGAAGCUCUAACACUGGAUGUGAAAUGGUAGGAUGAAACCUUUGUGUAUAUUUAUAGUUUUGUUUUUGAUAACAUUUAUAUACGAAAGCAAUUUCCCGUCAUUUAUGCACA